This is a messenger RNA of Sclerotinia trifoliorum, 1847 nucleotides long. The record is from the annotation of a GenBank genome assembly. Lineage: Eukaryota; Fungi; Ascomycota; Leotiomycetes; Helotiales; Sclerotiniaceae.
AAUUAGUGUAGAAGAUAGUAGUAGUAUAGCAUUUACUCGUUGAUGAGUUGAUCAAAGCCCAAAAGUUCUAGUAUAAAAUUCAUUUCUCAAUCCAUUGAAUAUCUUAGUUGACACAGUGUGACUAUAUGCAGGUAUGACCAGGGGUCCUAACCAAUGCAGUAACGUGAUAUCGAUGACAGAAUCUUUGCCAGCACGAUAUCAAUAUCAACAAAUCAUACCUACCUAAAUAACCCAUCAUCAAUCAACAAUCAUGAAGAUUAAUCCAUUCGUCUCUUCUUUCCUCGUAGGAAGUUUGAAUCUCAUAUCAAUCGUAAAAAGCUCUUUAUUUCACCCCUCACAAAUACCCAUAAAUGCGGGUACCAAUGCCAAAAUUCCACAAUCUCAAUUCACAGACCCGGAAUCCAAACUGGUAAAUCUUCACCAAGAUCUUAUUUCCAUCGAAUCUAUCACUGGAAAUGAAUACGAAAUUAGUCAAUACCUACAUUCGUAUCUCUCAUCCCGCAAUUUUACGGUGGAAACUCAAUAUGUUUCUUCUACCAAAUUACUACAUGAUGUUGACAACAUCGAUGAUAAGCCACGACUCAACAUUUUUGCAUAUAAGGGAACGACGAGAAGUACUAGAAUUCUAAUUACAACUCAUAUGGAUACAGUUGGACCAUAUAUUCCAUACUCACGUUCGUCCAAUGGAAAGGGGAAUGAAAUUUGUGGUCGAGGAAGUACCGACGCCAAAGGAUGUAUGGCUUCUCAAAUCAUGGCUGUAGAAGAAUUGAUAGCUGAGGAAUCAAUUCAAGAAGGUGAUAUCGGAUUACUUUUUGUAGUCGGUGAAGAAACGAAUGGUGCUGGUAUGGGGAGAGCAAGUGAAAUAUUUCAACAAGAUGGUCUCGGGUUCGAAGCUGUCAUAUUCGGGGAACCAUCUGAAAACAAAUUGGUCAUUGGACAUAAAGGUGCACUAGCAUAUGAGAUAAUUGCUCAUGGAAAAGAUGCACAUAGCUCUUAUCCUGAGUUAGGAAUUAACGCAAUUAGUAUUUUGAUAAAGGUACUGGCAGCAAUUGAUGAAAUGAAAUUACCUGGAAGCGUUAAGUUGGGUGAAACAACUACGAGUAUUGGAUUGAUAGAAGGUGGAGUGGCAAUGAAUGUUAUUCCGGCAAAAGCAUCAGCUACAGUAUUAACAAGAUUGGCAGCGGGAACACCGGAGACAGUUAUUAAAAGGAUUGAAACUAUUAUUGCGAACCUUGGAUUUGAUGAAGGAAGAGUGGAAGUCAAGUUUGGUCAUCAAUUUGCUCCUGUUGAUUGUGAUGUAGAUAUUGAUGGUAUGUAUAUUGCGCUAUUCUCAUAGAGAUGAGACUCAUACUGAAUUUCGUACUUUUAGGUUUCGAGACGGAUGUGAAAAGAGGAGGAACUGAUGUUCCAAAUUUGAAAGGGAAUCAUAAACGCUACUUGAUCGGACCUGGAUCUGUACUUUCAGCACAUUCGGAUCAUGAGUGUAUUACUGUUGAUGGACUUGUUAAAGGAGUGAAUGAUUACAAGAGAAUUAUUCGAAGUUUGAUAGCAAGAUAAGAUGGUAGAAAGCAAAUGCAGGUUAUCUAGGUGUCCUAGCCCGGACUGCCGUUCAUUUAAGGAGUCGAUUCUUGAAUACAUUUAAGAGAUUGAAACAAUCAGAAUAUUAAGUCCAUCCGAAGCAUUGGAUUCUUCUGAAGUAUUGAUUACGCAGUAACAAUAACAGGCUGUACUCUGCUGUAAUGAUCCUACUAUCAUCGAAUUUCUCACCAUAGAUAGCCACUAACGGAGCGCGUUUAUGGAAUGACCCAUUUUCGAUCAAUUUUUCUCUUAAUUGACCUCUAUUCAGC